CUCAAAAGCAGAGAGCAGCACUGCGCAUCGCCAGAGCCGCGGCUGGGGGCAGAGUGCAGCCCCCAUGGAUAGCGAGCAUGCCACCGUCAGCCCAUUAGACGACGGCCGGCCCGCGCCAUGGCUACCGAUCCCGUCGCGCGCAAUAUCCGUCGUCGAGCACCCCUGCAUCAUCAAGAACGUCGACAAAGGCAUCGCCUCGCUCGGAGGCCCCGUCAAACUGAGCAAGGGCCUGAGGUUGAAGCUGGAGCCGCGACGCAACGCAGACGGCGAGAGCGAGCUGCCGAAACUCAUAUCAGCGUCUCUCCGGCCGGACGACCCCUUCGCCAAGCGUUUGCUCUCCACGCCUGUGCCCACCAGCAACCUGCUUCUAAAGGUGACGGUGCCCAAGCGGACGGGCCGCAAACGGAAGCGUGGCUCCUCAGGCCCGUUCUUAGCCGUCCACGACGUGGAGAAGAGGCCUGCUCCAGAGCCUACGAAGAACGCAUACGUGGACGCAGCAGCCAUCUUCCGCAGUUUGCAAGACAAUGCGUCCAAGUAUGCCGUCUCCGUGGCCGGGGUCAUCGAUGAGACGCAUCGCUUCCGAAAUCUACCCGAUAUCCAGUAUGCUUCGUCUACGAGCGCCACCAUGGCCAAUAUUAGGGACAGCCUGAUGCCGCUCGACUACAAUCGGUUGAAGAAUUUCAACCUCAACACAGCCCCCGGGGCGGACCUAACCAAGGAUGUUGGGCCACCCGCCGAGUUCCUUCAAAUGCUUGUAGCCUUUAAUUACCGGUACCAGCAGAAUCCACAUGUCAAGUACACGGACGAUGACCGCGGCGAGGUCAACCUGCAGAGGAGCCUGGCCUACAGCGGCUACACUAUCAUAAAGUCCACCGCUGAAACCGUUCCCAUGAGACCAAAGCCGAACUUACCUCCAGAGACGAGCCUCACUCCCUACCUGCAAGCCUUGAUCGCCAAUAUCAGAGCCGAGCUUGAACGCCGGCCUAUCAUCACCCGCCACAUGCUGUUCAACAGACUUGGUUGGGACAAACGGGAUCGGAUGAGGCAAGCCGCAGUCUACUGUGGCUAUUUCUUCGAGAGCGGGCCUUGGCGGGAGGCACUUGUCAAAUGGGGUCUCGAUCCGCGCAAGAACCCAGCUUAUCGAAAGUACCAGACCGUUUCGUUUCUGUCAUACCUCAAGACGGGGCGACCAAAGCAUUGGGCCGGCUAUGACAAGCAUAUUCGGCAUUUGACCCGCAUGUCGACAAAGGAGCUGGAGACGCAGCAUACGUUCGACGGCGUAAACGUCUCUCAUACGGGCAAUCUCUUCCAGUUCUGCGACAUCACCGAUCCGAUCAUCCGUCGCAUUCUAGACACGGAGGAUAUCCGCACAACGUGCGCUCCAACAUUUCAAGGAUGGUAUCAUGUGGGCACCUGGGCGAAGGCAACCGUCAUCCUAAAGGAUAAAAUGAAUAAGAUCCUUGGCGGCGAGACACCAGACAACUCCAUCUACGAGCGUGUCGCUUCGUGGCCGGAAAAUUGGGACGACAAGGAAAUCUACAAAACCUACAAAGAAGAAGUCUACAAUAAACAAAUCCACAUCAAGAAGGCGAAAGAGCAUGCAGUCAUGCAUAGCGUCCGGUGGGCAGCAAGGAAUCCAAAGUAUGCAUUCGAGAAAUUGGAGGCGCUGGCGGCACAGGGAGCCGAGCAGGAAGAGGCAGCGAACCCAGAAGAGGAAGAAUUCGAAGUACCUGAAGAUAUGACGGAGAUACCCGAUACGGCUGCGACGAUUCUGAAUGAAGGUGACGAAGACGCUGUGGAAGAAGAUUACGAUGAGGACGAGGGCGACGACGAGGACGAACAGGAUGAGGAUAUGGAUGGUAUCUGGGCAGCAGACGAGGACUACGAUAGCGAUGCAUUCGAUCCUCCACCAGAGGAAGGCGCCGAGGGUCCUCGCCCUUUUGGUGGUCUCUACCGAUUGUAAUGGAGCAAAUAGAGUUACAUUAUAAUAAUAUGCCACACUCC
Molecule: messenger RNA, 2004 nt
Organism: Trematosphaeria pertusa
Lineage: Eukaryota; Fungi; Ascomycota; Dothideomycetes; Pleosporales; Trematosphaeriaceae
Exons: 5
Coding region: 65-1963 (632 amino acids)
Biological process (GO): transcription initiation at RNA polymerase III promoter
Cellular component (GO): transcription factor TFIIIC complex
Source: RefSeq, a predicted model, not a curated record